Centruroides sculpturatus (bark scorpion) is the source of this 909-nucleotide messenger RNA. RefSeq lists its product as uncharacterized. Bases 1 to 909 code for a protein of 302 amino acids. The record is from RefSeq and is a predicted model, not a curated record. The transcript is spliced from 4 exons. Lineage: Eukaryota; Metazoa; Arthropoda; Arachnida; Scorpiones; Buthidae.
AUGGUGUACAAUGGCAGGAAAAACAAAUUGACUUUCGAUCUUGAACUAUCGGCUUACGAAACAGAAAGGGAAAAUUUGCGCAUUUAUCAGUUAAUUAUUCGUUUAUUCAUUUUGGUCAGUUAUCCUUUCAUGUUGAUUGUAAGCUGGGCUACGAUUAGUAUUCUCAUUUACAAAAGAAUCGAGGAACGUGCUAACUAUAUUAGAGCAACUGUCUGUGCGAUUUUCAUGAAUUUAUGCGUUCUGUACGAAGCAACCGGAUUGUUAUGGAUAAUCUCAAUAACCACGUUAAUAUUAACUAUGAUAAUGAAAAGAUUCCAUGUCCUGUCUAAUGAUCUGCAGCGUGCUAAAACUACUUGUUCUUAUGAUGCUAUUCAACAAUUGAUAACGAAACACAACGAAUUGUGCGAAUUUUUAAAUCAGAUUAAUGAUAAAUGGAGCCAGAGUCUUUUCUUUCUUUACGGUUUUAUUAUUACUUUUGUAUCGUUUCUGUUAUACAACACGGUAUUUCCCGGUUUCCCUGCGCAUUUGUAUGUUUUCGUUUGUCUGGCAACUGCAGUUUCUAUCUCAGGAGCAAUUACCAUUUCUCUCAUUGUUUCUCGUGUUUCUUCAGCUGCUUACGAUUCUUUUCAAGAAAUUCGAAAAUUAGGAGCAGGAAACUUCAGAUUAGAAGAAAAACUAAAGAUGCUGGAUUUCAUGAAGAAAUUUCGUGAAAAUGAAAUUGGAUUCAGUUGUGGAGAUUGUUUCAUGUUUUCGAAAGAAACGGCAGUUGAGGUAUACAAUGCAUUAUAUACCGUAUUCAACAUGUUGCUACAGAUUAGAGACAUCUGGUUGGGAGUAGAUUCGAAAUGUGUUGCUUCGAAACAUUCAAUUUCACCUCUCAAUGCUACAGAGACGGUUUCUCAGAAAUGA